GCUUCAAAUAAUUCAUGGCUUCCUCCUCUAGACAUGGGCCACCCUGUUUUUGCAGUGUUGGGGCUGGAAAGAAUAUGGGUUUUGGGCCGAUUGCGGGAAAGAGGGAAUUGGGAGGAAUGGGCCACAGCUAAGCCGAAAUAAAGCAGUCGAUCAUUGCAAUUUCAUCAGCUUCUUUCCUGAAAAAAUAAAAAAUCAGCUUUGGGUGUAAGUGGGGAUUUUUGAAAACAGAUCGAAAUCGGGCCAUGAAAAUUCUGAGUUUGAACAAGUAGGAAUUAUUGACAAGUAGAGGGUAGACUAGCAUUUUCAGUUCCUAACGACUCCAGUAGUUAAAAGUUACAGUGCAAUAAGUAUCAUCUGCUGUUAUUCCUGCGUCGUGGAGACCAGCUGCGAGAAAAAAGCCUGAAGCUUUUUGAUCUUGUUUGAGCAAUUGCUUAUGUGAUUGGGUAAAAAAGACAGAAAGACCGAUGGGUCUGAUUUAGUGUUUGAAAAAGAGGGAAACGGAGAUGGACGGAAGUAGGAAGAUAAGCGUGAGCCCAAGACCAUGCAGUGGGAGGAGGGUAUUAGCAAAGAAAAGAGGAAUAGGAGGAAUUGAUAAUAAGUUCGUCAACAGUGUUAACAAACUUCACAGAAGGGAAAUCUGCUCCAAGCGUCAUCGUGCCUUCACCGUCACCGACGCCCAGGAUCGUUUCCGUAAUAUCCGUUUGCAGGAGGAAUAUGAUACUCAUGAUCCAAAAGGUCAUUGUUCCAUGGUAUUACCUUUCUUGAGAAAAAGGUCAAAGAUUAUUGAGAUUGUAGCGGCACGUGACAUUGUCUUUGCUCUUGCACAAUCUGGUGUUUGUGCAGCCUUUAACCGAGAGACCAAUCAAAGGAUAUGCUUUCUGAAUGUUACUCCUGAUGAAGUUAUACGGAGCUUGUUUUACAAUAAAAACAAUGACUCGCUUAUUACAGUUUCAGCUUAUGCUUCAGAUAAUUUUAGUUCCUUGAAAUGCAGAAGCACAAGGAUCGAAUACAUACGGAGGGGUAAACCAGAUGCUGGCUUUGCUCUUUUUGAAUCUGAGUCACUGAAAUGGCCAGGUUUUGUAGAGUUUGAUGAUGUAAAUGGGAAAGUACUCACUUAUUCUGCACAGGAUAGUAUAUACAAGGUGUUUGACCUCAAAAAUUACACAAUGUUAUAUUCCAUAUCGGAUAAAAAUGUUCAAGAGAUUAAGAUCAGUCCAGGGAUCAUGUUAUUGAUUUUUACCAAAGCUAGCAGCCAUGUUCCUCUGAAGAUUCUUUCCAUUGAGGACGGUACUGUUCUCAAAUCUUUCAACCAUCUUCUUCAUCGGAAUAAGAAGGUGGAUUUUAUUGAACAGUUCAAUGAAAAGCUUCUAGUUAAGCAAGAAAAUGAAAAUCUCCAGAUUCUUGAUGUCCGCAACUUUGAGCUAACAGAAGUUAGCAGAACUGAAUUUAUGACGCCAUCAGCAUUUAUAUUUUUGUAUGAGAACCAGUUAUUUCUAACAUUUAGAAAUCGAACUGUGGCUGUGUGGAACUUCCGAGGAGAGCUUGUAACUUCCUUUGAAGAUCACCUUUUGUGGCAUCCUGAUUGCAACACUAAUAACAUAUAUAUUACAAGCGAUCAAGAUCUUAUUAUUUCUUACUGCAAGGCUGAUUCUGAUGAUCACUUGUCUGAAGGAAUUGCGGGUUCCAUUAAUAUCAGCAAUAUUUUGACUGGAAAAUGCCUUGCUAAAAUAAAAGCAAGUAAUAGCUUUUCCAGUGAAUGCAGUUGCAGUGGAAAUUUUAGUGGAUGCUGUAACAAAUCAAACAAGCAUAUGCAUAGCUCAAGAAUUAGGAGCACAGCUGCAGAAGCUUUGGAAGAUAUUACUGCUCUCUUCUAUGAUGAGGAGCGCAAUGAGAUCUAUACUGGCAAUAGACACGGCCUAGUUCAUGUAUGGUCUAAUUGAUGAGUUGGGUUUUCCUUUGUUUAUAAAGAUGAAAAUGAGAUGAUUGAAUGCUCCAUGGAUGUAAGAAUUACGUGAAGUUGUAUCAUUAGACGCUCUUGUACCAAUUCAUUGUUUUUUUUUUUUUUGCCAAUUUGAAUUCAUUGUGUUUC
Messenger RNA from Ricinus communis (castor bean), 2089 nucleotides. RefSeq lists its product as uncharacterized. The transcript has 8 exons. The record is from RefSeq and is a predicted model, not a curated record. Lineage: Eukaryota; Viridiplantae; Streptophyta; Magnoliopsida; Malpighiales; Euphorbiaceae. Bases 504 to 1940 code for a protein of 478 amino acids. Gene Ontology annotation, molecular function: protein binding.